Molecule: messenger RNA, 486 nt
Organism: Trichoplax adhaerens
Lineage: Eukaryota; Metazoa; Placozoa; Uniplacotomia; Trichoplacea; Trichoplacidae
Exons: 1
Cellular component (GO): membrane
Molecular function (GO): hexosyltransferase activity
Source: RefSeq, a predicted model, not a curated record
AAAGACAACAAAAUUAUGGAACAAGUUUAUGAAGAGGCUAGAUUACAUAAAGACAUAGUCCUAGGUAUUAUAGACGAAAAUCGUCGAUCUUUAACUGAAAAAACUGUAUUAGGUAUGCUCUGGGCACAACUAUAUUGCCAACCGACAUUUUUUUAUAAAGGAGAUGACGAUGUGUGGGUGAAUCAAUUUCGUUUAUAUAUAUAUGCCUUGCAAGCUAAUCGAUCAUUUGAAGCACCAACCAAUAGCUUCUGGAGAGGAUUUGUAGCCGUUGAUAAUCGUAAACCUAUUCGUAAUAAAAAUAGCAAGUACUAUUUAUCGAUGCAGGACUUUAGUGAAGAUCUUUUUCCACCCUUCUGUUCCGGUUUUGCUUACAUCUUAUCAAAUCAUGUCCUACAAGAAAUGACACGAAUGAUAAAGGAAGUUGAGAUGAUUCCACUUGUCGAUGAUGUAUAUGUUGGAUUACUCGCUAAUAAAUCUGGUAUUAGA